Coccidioides posadasii C735 delta SOWgp is the source of this 839-nucleotide messenger RNA. RefSeq names its product mitochondrial 54S ribosomal protein bL19m. The record is from RefSeq and is a predicted model, not a curated record. Gene Ontology annotation, molecular function: structural constituent of ribosome. Gene Ontology annotation, cellular component: mitochondrial large ribosomal subunit; ribosome. Gene Ontology annotation, biological process: translation. NCBI's taxonomy places the organism in Eukaryota, Fungi, Ascomycota, Eurotiomycetes, Onygenales, Onygenaceae.
AUGCGGCCGCUAGGCUGCUGGACUUCGAUAUCCCGAGAAUUGGGGAAGUGUCAGUCUCACCGAAGAUUCCUGACGACCGUGUAUUCCGCUCCAAAGCAGCGCCUCCCUUUCCCCGAAAACCUCCCCGAACAAUUUCAUUCGCAACUACCAAAAGCCUUUCGCCCUGGUAAAGUUGCAAAAAAGCUGAAAGUCCUCCCUCCUCCGCCGUCCCCGGCUUCCACAUAUAAAGAUCCAAUUGCCUCUUUCACAAAGGACCAGCUGGCUGUUCUCGACCCAACUGGUGAAAGACAGAAUCUCUUUAACAAGAGAAACCGACAAGGCGCUAAAGUUGGUGAUAUUCUCCGCGUUACUUUUAAAUCCGGCGAUCCCUUUGCAGGCGUAUGCUUGAAUAUCCGACAGCGGGGAAUAGACACCGCAUUUUUGUUAAGAAAUCAAUUGACUCGAGUGGGAUGUGAGAUGUGGAUUAAAGUAUACAAUCCACAAGUGCAAGCUGUGGAAAUUGUGCAACGUUCUGAGAAGAGAAAGAGGCGUGCUAGACUAACAUACAUGAGACAAGCUAAACACGACUUUGGAACCGUUGAGGGUGUUGUUCAGAAAUACCUCCGGGAGAAGGCCAUCCUAAGUGGUGAAACGAGCCAGACGAAAACAAGGAAAUAGGGACGCCUAUAAUUUAGUGGAGUGGUGUACAUCUGUAUGACUAGUUUGAGACGAUAUCAUACUAUAUCUCUCUAUUCAGUGCAUAGUUGUGUUCUAUUCGUUCAGUCAGGGCCAGGAUCUCGGGGGAUGGCGCAGUUACAUUCGCAUAUGAUGUUUAGUAAGAAUAUUUUGCUAUUACUCCG